AUGAAUGAGCGCGUAAAGAGGAAGUUCUUCGCCUGGAAGAACCCGGACAAGUCGCGCGACGCGGCCAUCCAGCAGAUAGUGCAGGAAGAGAUGUCGACAUUGGGUCCAAUUGAAUGGGCUGAAGGCUCAGCACUUGGUAUUCUCGUGGCAGUUGUGUUGCUCUGGGUCUCGAGGAAGCCUGGUGUCGAAGGCUGGUCUGCUCUGGUGCCAUUGAAACAGGGAUCUAGAAUUGAUGAGACGGGGAGUAGUUUAACAUGUGUAGCAGAUUAA
Messenger RNA from Mesocestoides corti, 270 nucleotides. The record is from the annotation of a GenBank genome assembly. NCBI's taxonomy places the organism in Eukaryota, Metazoa, Platyhelminthes, Cestoda, Cyclophyllidea, Mesocestoididae.